CUUCGUGAGCGAUGAUUUAGUGCGCCGAAUAUGUAUGAAUGUGCUGCGGAAGGUAUCUGUGUGGUAUGCGGUUGUAAUUUUUACUUCUUCAAUGCUAGUGAUAUCGGAGUUCGGGUAAAAUAUGAAAGAAGAUAUCAGUGAUACCUAUUUAUGGAACUUUUAAGAAUACAGUGCUGCACUGUUUUAGACUGCUUGGACAUUUUAAGCAGUUAAAUGUGCACUGAUUCUGUACCCAACGUGUUGGCCUGGCCCUAAUGCAAAUGGGCUCAUCUAAAGAAGUGGAUGAAAUUGUAUAUUGAGAGCUAUUGAUCUCUGGACAGCACAUUGUGUGAUAACUGAAAAACCAUUAUUGUAUGACAACAUUCAAGAGCGGAGUGGAUGUGUCUCUAGUGCCGUAUUCCACCCUCCUAUGCAAGGAUGAGUGGUCGUCCACGUACUACUUCCAUGAUUGAAGGGAGCAGCCAAUCUCAAAAUCAGCACCACAAUUGGGGAAACGUCAAAGUCAGCAGCGCCGCCGCCAGUUGAUCAGCGCCUCUGACUGUUGCGCCGCGCGCCGCCACCUCCUCCUAGAGGCAGAGCGAGCGAGCGAGAGAGAGCGAUGGCAGGCAGAGAUGGAAACCAGCGGGUGACCACGGUAGUGGCCACCCCUGGCCAGGUGGGCUCCGACAAGCCGCACGAGGUCUCCUACUCGGACACAAAGGUGAUAGGCAAUGGAAGCUUCGGCGUGGUAUACCAGGCCAAGCUGUGCGACUCAGGCGAGCUCGUCGCAAUCAAAAAAGUGCUCCAAGACAAACGGUUCAAGAACCGUGAGCUCCAGAUAAUGAGGAAGCUCGAGCACUGUAACAUAGUUAAGUUGAAGUACUUUUUCUACUCCAGUGGAGACCAGAAGGACGAGGUGUACCUGAACCUGGUGCUCGAGUACAUCCCGGAGACGGUGUACAAGGUGUCGCGACACUACAGCCGCUCCAAGCAGACCAUACCCAUCAGCUUCAUCAAGCUGUACAUGUACCAGCUGUUCCGUUCGCUGGCCUACAUCCACUCGCUGGGUAUCUGCCACCGGGACAUCAAGCCACAGAACCUGCUGCUCGACCCCGAGUCGGGUGUGCUCAAACUGUGCGACUUCGGCAGUGCCAAGUGUCUACAGCCCGGCGAGGCGAACGUGUCGUACAUCUGCUCGCGCUACUACCGGGCGCCGGAACUCAUCUUCGGCGCGACCAACUACACGACCAACAUUGACGUGUGGAGCGCCGGCUGCGUGCUGGCCGAGCUGCUGCUGGGCCAGCCCAUCUUCCCCGGCGACAGCGGCGUCGACCAGCUGGUGGAGAUCAUCAAGGUGCUGGGAACGCCCACCCGCGAGCAGCUGGGAGAGAUGAACCCCAACUACACAGAGUUCAAGUUCCCGCAGAUCCGCGCCCACCCGUGGCAGAAGGUGUUCCGGGCACGGACGCCGCCGGAAGCCAUCGAUCUGGUGUCUCGACUGCUGCAGUACACGCCGACAAUGCGCACCACACCGCUGGAGGCGUGCGCCCAUGGCUUCUUCAACGAGCUGCGCCUGCCGCAGGCGCGCCUGCCCAGCGGCCGAGAGUUACCGCCGCUCUUCAACUUCAGCGACGAAGAGCUGAAGGCGAGUCCCUCUCUGGCGGCCACUCUGAUCCCGGCGCACGCGCGCGCCGGCACCAGCGCCGCCGAGCCGGACGGCGCGGCGCCGCCGGCCGAGCCGGCCGCCGCCUCCUCGUCCGGGGCCUCCGGCUCGGCCGCCACCUGACGCCGCUGAGCGCCGCCCCGCCCCCGCCCCCGCCCCCGCCCGAGCCGCGCCGCCGCCGCCGCCGGCCCGGCGCGGCGCGGAGCCAGAUGUGUCUGUGUUUGUGUGCGCGCGCGAGCAGGGUGCCGUGCGUCGUGCGCGCGGCUAACACUUGGAGCACAGGACCUCUCUGCCAGCGUACACUGCAAUAUCUCUGUAUCCAUCGGUAGUUGCCAUUUGUGUGUGUACCUGCGGGGCGCGGCCGAGUCUCCCCGCCUGCCGCGUGCCAUGGGCCCGCUCUCCGGGCCGACCCUCGCAGCCCGCCCGCCUGCCCACCCGCACGCGCGCGCGUGUGUGUUUUAUUUUCGCUGAUACGGCGUGAGCGCAACGCCCCGUUUUACAUUGCGUAGGGAGCCGUGAGGCGCGGCUCGCCGCUCACCGCCUCUAGAUAGGGGUUUUUGUAAUGCCGAAUCACUCGCCCCUCUAUCUCUCUCUCCCCCUUCUCGAGUCUCUCUCUUGACUUUCUUUCUGUAUAUCGCUCUGUAUUUGGCCGUCACUGUAUCUGGCUCUCUUGUUUCGGUCUGGUUUCUCGCGCUCUGUGACGCCGCGGUGGACCCAGCGGCUGGCGCCGACUGGCUGACGUGCCGCUGCCUGAGCCGAGAGAGAGAGAGAGUGAGAGAGGCCGACGGGUCGACACGGGCCCGCCGACCCGGCGCACGGCCGGCGCCACUAGCUAUGUGAUCCACAUUUUUAGUCUGGCGUCCUAUGUUGUAUCUUAAGCAUUAACACGACGAGCGGAGAAGCCGCGUUUGAGCGGGGAGCUGAGAGCGGGGCGCCGGGCCGGCCGCCGGCGCUGGCGCCGGGUCGGGGCGCCGCGCGCAGUGUGACCAGGGCUGGAGCGGUGCGCGCACCCGGCACGGCCGCGGCCGCCGCCGCCGCCACGGACCGCCUCUGAUCUUAACUCCCCAGCUGCGUGUGUCUGCGGCAAAUGGAGCGAGCCGGCAGCCUGUACAGAUAGAUGAUCCAUAAAUUUAAGAGCGGA
Amphibalanus amphitrite is the source of this 2783-nucleotide messenger RNA. RefSeq names its product glycogen synthase kinase-3 beta-like. Gene Ontology annotation, biological process: protein phosphorylation; negative regulation of canonical Wnt signaling pathway; signal transduction. The transcript is spliced from 10 exons. NCBI's taxonomy places the organism in Eukaryota, Metazoa, Arthropoda, Thecostraca, Balanomorpha, Balanidae. Bases 599 to 1765 code for a protein of 388 amino acids. Gene Ontology annotation, molecular function: protein serine/threonine kinase activity; ATP binding. Gene Ontology annotation, cellular component: axon; cytoplasm; nucleus. The record is from RefSeq and is a predicted model, not a curated record.